GGAAGUUAUCAUUUUAGUUGGGAGUUAAACCAUUGAAAAAUAUCUUGUUUGUAUUCGGGGAUUAAUAUAAGUCUCCUUUUGAUUUGGGAGCUUCAUCAUUGAAAAAGCUAUAUUUUGGCCUGUUGAAAUCAGCCAGUGAAAAUCUCCACGAUAGUUCUUGAGCUCAGUCCGGUUAAAAGUUAUAUCAGUUUGAGAUCAACGAGGUUUAAAAUCUCAAUCAAUUUAUAAGUUGAUCCUGGUACAAAAUUUUCACUAUCAACUCUGGUGUUUGAAUAAAAUUUUCACUUGGCCGAACAAAACCAUUUGCAUUGAAAACCACAUGCUCACGAAUGAAUGCAGAGACUCCAAUCCCUUAUUCGAACUUCACCCAUUACACUACCUUAUCUGAAAGCAACCCAUUGUCUAGCAAUCAAGUCCGGUUCCAUAGCAGAUCUCUACACAGCCAACAACCUCAUAACAUCAUACUCAAAAUGUGCUCAACUUCCCCUUGCUCACCAGCUGUUCGACGAAAUGCCUCACAGAGAUACUGUAUCAUGGAAUGCAAUCAUUUCAUGUUACGCAAACACCGGCGACCUGGAUUAUACAUGGAAGCUCCUCAGUGAUAUGAGAAUCUCCGGUUACGUAAUUGACAGCCACACAUUUGGAAGCAUUCUCAAAGGUGUUGCGCGAGCUGGCAGCCUUGACCUCGGGAAGCAGAUACAUUCAGUUAUGAUUAAGACGAGGUUUAAUGAGAAUGUGUUUUCAGGGAGUGCGCUUCUUGAUAUGUAUGCCAAGUGUGGUAGAGUUGAUGAUGCAUUGGUUGUGUUUCGGUAUAUGCCAGAGUGUAAUUUCGUGUCGUGGAACACGUUGAUUGCGGGUUAUUCGCGAGUUGGUGAUGUUGAGAUGGCAUUUUGGUUGCUGAGAUGUCAGGAGAUGGAGGGUGUUGGGAUUGACGAUGGCACGGUGGCUCCGCUAUUGACAUUGCUUGACGGUGUUGAGUUUUGCUGUUUGGUAAUGCAGCUGCAUUGUAAAAUUAUGAAACGUGGGCUGGAGGAUUUUAACAUUGUCUCCAAUGCUCUUAUCAUGGCGUACUCAGAGUGCUAUUGUUUACAAGAUGCUGAGAGAGUGUUCGAUGGUGCUGCCACGUGUCGCGAUCUAGUUACAUGGAAUUCCUUGCUUGCGGCUUACUUGCUUCACAAGAAAGAAGAUCUUGCAUUUGAAGUUUUCAUUGACAUGCAGAGUUUUGGAUUUGAGCCGGAUGAUUAUAGUUAUACUGGGGUCAUCAGUCAUUGUUUUGUCAAACACCACAAAAGCCGUGGAGAAUCUUUACAUGGGAUGGUGAUAAAAAGAGGGCUUCAGGUUUCUGUGCCUGUUUCUAAUGCUUUGAUUGCCAUGUAUCUUGGAUUUGAUAAUAGGGGCAUGGAAGAUGCAUCGAAAAUCUUCUUUUCCAUGGAUGUUAAAGAUUGUUGUACUUGGAAUUCUGUUUUGGCAGGGUAUGUGCAGGUUGGUUGGAGUGAGGAAACCUUGAGGUUGUUUGUGCAAAUGAGAUAUCUUUUUGUAGAAAUUGAUGACUAUACUUUUUCCGCUGUCAUCAGAUGUUGUUCAGAUUUAGCAACACUGCAGCUAGGUCAACAGGUUCAUGUUUUGUCACUUAAAGUAGGCUUUGAUACAAAUAAAUAUGUUGGGAGUUCAUUGAUCUUCAUGUAUUCUAAAUGUGGUGUCAUAGAAGAUGCUAGGAAAUCUUUUGAAACAACUUUCAGUGACAAUGCAAUUGUUUGGAACUCGAUCAUCUUUGGGUAUGCACAACACGGACAAGGAAACAUUGCACUUGAACUCUUUAACUUAAUGAGAGAGAGGAAGAUGAAACCUGAUCAUAUAACCUUUGUCGCGGUUCUCACUGCAUGUAGUCAUAAUGGGCUCGUAGAAGAAGGCCGGAAAAUUAUAAAAUCUAUGGAGUCUGAUUUUGGUAUUCCGCUGCGAAUGGAGCACUAUGCUUGUGCAGUUGAUCUCUAUGGUCGGGCUGGGCAUUUGGAGGAGGCAAAAGCUUUGGUUGAAACAAUGCCUUUUGAACCUGAUGCAAUGGUGUUGAGGACUUUAUUAGGUGCCUGUAGAAGUUGUGGUGAUAUUGAAUUGGCUAGUCAUGUGGCAAAAACAUUGCUAGAGUUGGAGCCUGAGGAUCACAGCACUUAUGUUCUGCUCUCGGACCUUUAUGGGCGUCUGAAGAUGUGGGAUGAAAAAGCUAGUGUAACUAGGCUGAUGCGAGAAAGACAUGUGAAAAAGGUUCCUGGUUGGAGUUGGAUAGAAGUGAAAAAUGAAGUUCAUGCUUUCAAUGCUGAAGAUCAUUCUCACCCUCAGAGUGAGGAGAUAUACAAACUGCUACUACAAUUAAAAGAGGGGACUAAGUUGUUUGUUAAUUUUGUAGGUUAAACUUUAUUACUAGAUGGUUAUGAUGAUUACAAUUUCUUAUGAUCAAAGUGUAUUGUUUAUUGGGUUUGAUUGGAAGAUUUUGAAGAUGGCGCACACGGUAGUUUUAAAAUGUAGUCUACAACAACAAUUUAUAUUGCAAAGCAAAGGAUUGAAGGUGUUCUUGCCAGCAGUUUCAAAAUGAGAAAGCCGCAAUUAAGAUGAUGGAUAUGCAAUCAUCAAAAGAAUUCCUUACUAAAUGAAAGCUUCUGACACAGUUCCAUCACUUGAACUUGAAAAGGGAUGAAAGACUGGCCAAGGCACAGGUAUUUGUUGGGCACAUAAGUGUCAAAUUAUGGCAAAGGAACAUGGCGUCAAAUCAAGUUUAAGACAUGACAUGGUGAGUGUUUCAAGUUGCUUUGGAUAUAUCCGG
Molecule: messenger RNA, 2815 nt
Organism: Vicia villosa (hairy vetch)
Lineage: Eukaryota; Viridiplantae; Streptophyta; Magnoliopsida; Fabales; Fabaceae
Product: putative pentatricopeptide repeat-containing protein At3g25970
Exons: 4
Coding region: 334-2406 (690 amino acids)
Biological process (GO): RNA modification
Molecular function (GO): protein binding; RNA binding
Source: RefSeq, a predicted model, not a curated record